Molecule: messenger RNA, 2247 nt
Organism: Akanthomyces muscarius
Lineage: Eukaryota; Fungi; Ascomycota; Sordariomycetes; Hypocreales; Cordycipitaceae
Exons: 1
Coding region: 1-2247 (748 amino acids)
Source: RefSeq, a predicted model, not a curated record
AUGGCCCUUUGGCCAUUUCGCAGGAAGACGGUGCGCUCGCCGUCGCGCCCCUCCCCCGUCGAUGACCGCGGAACUUCUCCAACGCGUAACCAGAUGGAAUCGAUUCGCCACACUGCAAGCCGUAACGGCCACGCCGGCACUCCCGCUCCCAGAGCCAGCGUUCGGAAGAAGCAGCGCCCCGAGCCCAACAAGCUCCAGAGACGCGCCAGAACCUAUAGCUUCUCACCCAACCGGCACGAAACGAUUCGAGUCGGUAGCAGAGGCAGACCGCAGCAGUCACAACAUUUCGACAGUGAUUCUGCCUGGACCCGCGCUCCAACUCUAUAUCUGAAGCGCGACCCCAACCACCCCCCCAUUGCUAGGCGUAAAAGUAGCAAGCGACGCCAUGAAGACCACGAGCGAGAGGCAGAAAUCAAGGCCAUGAGUCACCACAUGCCCAAAGUGCCCACCGACCGCCUACAACACGGUAGUAGCAAGCACAGCAUCAAGAGGAGCAAAACGAGUCAGCAUUCUGACCAGAUAAGCAAGAGAACUUCAGAGCUCUCGCUGCCUCUACCAGACUCUAUGCAAUCCAGCUUGUCUGGAGAUUCUGAUAUGACCUCAUACAAGGUGUCAAUUUUCGACUCUCUCGCUCCCCGACCAACUCUUCGCUAUGGCACUGGUGUCAAACGCACACCCUCGCGCGCCUCCGCCUCCGCGCACCCUGCCUCGCCCAAGGGGCUACUCUCGGAAGAUAAUACCAUCUCGGAGGAGAUGAUGCAGCCGCGCAAGCGUAUCGAUGACUUGGCUGAUGAUUUGGAUGCCAAGGCGCUCCGUGAGCUGAUGGAUAGAGAUGCCAAGAGACGCCAGCGCGAACGUACCCGAGAGCAAGCCAAGACAAAGAAGAAGAUUGCCGACGCAACCGAGCGCCACAAGCAAGAAGCAGAGGCGGCAAGAAAAUCCGGAUCGCCUUCUCCCUCCAACAUGGAGCGUGGGGUCAUGGGUCGCGAGCUUGUAGGCUUGGGCCUAGAUCCUGCCUCCACGGUUGUCACGUCUUCGCGCCAGCGGGCCUCUCAAUCACCCGAGCUAGCUGUGGCUAGCGAGUCGCAGCCUCCCCUUCAGGUAUUCCAUCGAACCGAUACUCUACCGAGCGAGGACGCCGGUCAGGACACAGAAGCGUCAUCUGGCCGUCCCGUGGCCCAAUCAGUUGACCAAGAGGACUCUGCCCUGAUAGCGCCACCAGCUUCUCGCUUGUCCAGCCUAUUGAAAUCUAAAAAGUCUCGCUCUAAAUCCACGCUCGGGUCGGAAAAGGACAAGUUGGCUGUUCCUAAUGACGAGGAUCAAGCGCGAAAAGGUUCCGAGGCGAGCACAGGCAAACCUACUCGUCUGUCCAUUUCUUCCCUACUGAAAUGGAACAGCAGGAACAAGCGUAGCUCUGGUCCCUCUUCAUUCUCCAAUACAUCGAGAGAGGAGAUGCAGGCAGUAGCUUCAGCCCAAGCCCAAGCCGAAGCCCUUGCCAGACUCCAGGGAGACGAUGUUCGUAGUGGCUCUGCCGACAAUCCACGCAUCGGCAGCUCCCUAUCCGGCAACUACGUUGCCGGUAAAGUUGGUAACGCGCCAAAGCGCACUCGCUCACGAUUCCGCGAGGAUCUCGACGACUUUCCAACUCCGCCCGACUCUCGCGUGCAGUCACCGGAGGCCGAGCCCCCAGUGCCCAGCAUUGCCGAUAGUAAGCAUGACCACGCUACGCAACCUAUUCCCAUCCCGGGCCGCGGAACACCAUACGCAUUUGGACAGCGUUCUGUCGAGAAGUUGCGCGAACGUGCACUGACUGAAGGCUCGGGAAGCUACACCGCGCCUUCACCAGACCAGCAUUUGUCCAUGUCUCUUGCGUCAAUUGAUUCCGAAGGCUCCUGGCUUUCAGGCAACCGACGCUCUGGCACCCUGAGAGAUAGCCUUCUGCGAGCCAAUCGCCAAGCUCAGCGCAGUAGCUCUCCCGCCCAGAGCUUGGACGAGGAGCUGGGCAUCACCGAAGACGAGUACAUGACGCGCCUCACUCCCAACUACCACUCUCAAGGUGCGCAUGUCAGGCGAUCGGAAGAGGGACGCCCCAGCAGUGACGAGGACGAGAGUGACUUGAAAUGGGGUGCGGUCGGUGCCAGGCCGCACUUUGUCCACCGGGUCAACCGUGGGACGGUGCACAGCCAGCAAGCCCUGGUCAACAUUGAUUCUGCAGACGAGGAGAGCAUCAUUGAGGCUUCCACGUAG